AUGGGUCGCAAGGUGGUCAUCACGCUCCACAGGAACGACCUGCGCGUGCACGACAAUGCCCUGUUCCAUGCAGCACACGACUCGCACCACAAGGACGUGACCCACGUCCUCCCCGUCUUCGUGUUCGACGAGCGCUUCGUCGAGCUGUCGGGCCUGCCCGACUACCAGCGCCAGGGCCCCGAGGCCCGCACCCGCCAGUUCAACUUCUGGCGCACCGGCGUUUUCCGUGCGAGGUUCCUCGUCGAGGGCGUCUUUGACCUGCGCAACACGCUCCGCAAGCAUGGCAGUGAUCUCCUCAUCCGGUUCGGCAAGAUGGAGGACGUCACGGCCGACAUCGCCGCCGAGCUUAUCAAGAACGGCGACGAGGUCAAGGAGGUGUUCCUGCAGAAGGAGUUCUACUCGGAGGAGAAGGCGAUCGAGCACAAGUUGCGCAAGAACCUCAAGCAGUCGGGCGUGCGCUUGACCUGCUUCGACCAGGCCCCGCUCAUCCACGUCGACGACCUCCCGUUCCGCGUCAAGGACAUGCCCGACGUCUUCACGCCGUUCCGCAAGCGCGUCGAGGGCCUUCCCGACUUUGGCCGUCCGACGCUGCCCAUCCCCAAGUCGUUCAAGCCGUUCCCCAAGCCCGACGACUCGACCAAGGUCUACCCGGGCUACGGCAGCCGCAUGAUGGACGAGGAGAAGCGCGACCUCGACUACGUCCUCGCGCACCUCCUCAAGCCCCUCCAGGACUCGUUCCAGAUCGUCGCGAGCAGCCAGGGCAGCAAUCAGCAGAGCGCGUUCCCGUACCCUGGCGGUGAGACCGCAGCUCUCGAGCGCCUCGCGUUCUACUUCAAGGACGGCUCGCCGCCACCUGUCGCCCGGUACAAGGAGACGCGCAACGGCCUCAUCGGCCACGAGUACAGCACCAAGCUGUCGCCCUUCCUGUGCCUCGGCAUGAUCUCGCCCCGAGCCAUCGUCGAGGCGCUCGACGAGUCCGAGGCCAAGUUCGGCGCGAGCCAGAACACGUACUGGGUCCGGUUCGAGCUCCUGUGGCGCGACUACUUCCUCUUCGUCGCUCGCAAAUUCGGCACCAAGCUCUUCACGCUCGGCGGGUUCGAGGAGGUGACGGACCCGAAGCAGGCGCGGUACAAGCUCCAGGACGGCUGGUGGAAGACGUGGGACCAGGAGAAGAAGUUCUCCGACAGCGUCGAGCACGAGCAGCCGGCCGUCCGGUGGAUGCAGGGGACGACUGGCGUGCCGUUCAUCGACGCCAACAUGGCCGAGCUGCGCGAGUCGGGCUUCAUGUCGAACCGCGGUCGCCAGAACGUCGCCUCGUUCCUCACCAAGGACUGCCAGAUCGACUGGCGCCUCGGCGCCGAGUUCUUCGAGUCGCACUUGAUCGACUUUGAGCCGUCGAGCAACUGGGGCAACUGGCAGUACGUGAGCGGCGUCGGCAAUGACCCUCGGGCGUCGAGGCAGUUCAACCCGAUCAAGCAGGGCAACGACUACGACCCGCAGGGCGACUACAUCCGCUGCUGGCUCCCGCAGCUCGCCAAGGUCCCGACGCAGCGCAUCCAGUGCCCGUGGACGAUGCACCCCUCGGACCGCUCCAAGGCCAUCCCGGCCGGCUCGUACCCGGCCCGCCCCGUCCUCGAGCAGUCGACGUGGAAGUCGCACUACAAC
Messenger RNA from Rhodotorula graminis WP1, 1665 nucleotides. RefSeq lists its product as uncharacterized. The annotation marks the transcript as partial. Gene Ontology annotation, biological process: photoreactive repair. The transcript has 10 exons. NCBI's taxonomy places the organism in Eukaryota, Fungi, Basidiomycota, Microbotryomycetes, Sporidiobolales, Sporidiobolaceae. The record is from RefSeq and is a predicted model, not a curated record. Gene Ontology annotation, molecular function: FAD binding; deoxyribodipyrimidine photo-lyase activity; damaged DNA binding.